AUGGCUUCUCAGCUGGAUACGCACGCUUUCAAUAUCUCCCCGGUAGAGAAUGGGAGAUUGUGCACAAAUGGAACACCAUGGAUUUGGCAUCUGCUGGACGAAUGUGUGGAGGACGCGUGGGAGUAUUGGAGCGUUGUCACGGGGCUGAUUUCCAUUGUCUGUUUUCUGUUUGCUGCACUACCUCAAAUUUACAGCGCCUGUCAGAGCGGAAGGGUGGAUCAAGCGCUGUCUUUGGGCUUUCUGCUGUGUUGGAUAGCUGGAGAUCUGGCAAACUUCGUAGGCUGCUAUUUAACAAAUCAACUGCCAAUUCAGAAUGCCACUGCCAUUUUUUAUGUUAACAUGGAUAUAAUUAUGAUUUCACAGUUUGUCUACUAUAAGCUCAAGAAUCAGAAGACGACAAAAUACAGCAAAAGCCUGAGAAGUUUCUGCAUAACCUGGACCGUGGUGUGUAUGGCACUGGGCAUUGUUUUACUCUCUCAGCUGUUACUAAGAAACCAGAGUACAGAAAUCAAAAGGAGAAAUAACUCUCUGGAUAUGAUUGAAAUGUCAGGCUUCAUUUGUGGCUACGUAUCCUGUGUGUUUUACUUGGGAAGUAGAUUUCCUCAGCUGUAUAAAAAUUUCCAGAGAAGAUCAACAGAAGGCACCUCUUACCUGCUGUUUGCAUUAGCUAUGAUGGGAAACUGCACCUAUGGGCUGAGCCUUGUUUUAAAGAUGCCACCCACCAAAUCCUUCCGGACCCUCUACUUUUUACACCAUCUCCCCUGGCUUAUUGGGAGCUUCGGCGUUUUGUUUCUAGACAUUUUUGUGACCAUGCAGUUCCUCUUGUAUCGCCAGCACGAGGAGCGGCCGUCGGGUUUCGUGGCGCUGGAGGUGGCGCCGUUGCUGGUGGCUGAGGAGGCUGCCUAG
This is a messenger RNA of Mesitornis unicolor (brown roatelo), 906 nucleotides long. Its product is annotated as lysosomal amino acid transporter 1 homolog. The record is from RefSeq and is a predicted model, not a curated record. Lineage: Eukaryota; Metazoa; Chordata; Aves; Mesitornithiformes; Mesitornithidae. The coding region runs from base 1 to 906 and encodes 301 amino acids. The transcript has 7 exons.